Molecule: messenger RNA, 844 nt
Organism: Moneuplotes crassus
Lineage: Eukaryota; Ciliophora; Spirotrichea; Euplotida; Euplotidae
Source: the annotation of a GenBank genome assembly
CAAGUAAAAACUUACAGGAUUUUGUUACAGUAGUCAGUUAGCCAUCCUCUAAACAUCUCAUUCUCUGCUUAACUCCAUAUGGCGCUAUGAGAGUGAUCUUGAUAAAGAGGGAACAUCCUACAUUCUACUUUCAAGAGAACCAGAUCGUAUUAUAAAUGAAUUUAUAAGAUUAAAAGUCAAACUGAACUACAGCUUGUUCUUACUAAGACAGCUUUCCCAGUUCAAAUAUGCAGAUUGAUAGAAGAGAGUGUAGCCAAAGAGGUUGGCCAAAUCAGCGUGUCCUUCAAUAGGCUCUAGACCUUGCUUUUUCUUAUUGAAAACGAUUCCAACUGAAACAACAAGAGAGAAUGGGUAUUAGGUGUCUCUUCUAUGCUCCAAUGAUGACUCUUGGAGCAAGCACAAAACGAAAACCUGAGUUAGUCAGAAAAAUUGGAGAUGUAAGGAGAUAAGCAUUUGUAUAAAGUCAAUAAAGGAACUAAAUGAUUAUCACAGCCUUAACUCAAAAGAGGAAUUUUUAGUCAAGAUACAUCGAAUAUUCCAAAUCCUGGAUAAUGCAGUUGUGCAUCAAAGCAAAGCUGUGAGAGAAGUGAGUCAAAAUAGUGGGCUCAGAGUAUUUUUGCUCCUCAUCUAUGGACAUAAGUCUACUCAGCAUCACGAUCCUCUUUGUAAACACCAAGUCCAAGCUCAGAAAAUUUGAAACAAUUGAAAGCAUAAAUCUGAGAAUUUAAGAGAAACUACCAAGACAACGGGGAGGGCCUAGAAUGUCCAAAGAGAUGAAGCUAUCGGAUACUGACAUACUGAAUGAAUGGAAUAGAAAAGAAAACAGAUAAUCGACUUCUUGCAU